Messenger RNA from Topomyia yanbarensis, 1799 nucleotides. RefSeq names its product threonylcarbamoyladenosine tRNA methylthiotransferase. Bases 92 to 1759 code for a protein of 555 amino acids. Gene Ontology annotation, biological process: tRNA methylthiolation. The record is from RefSeq and is a predicted model, not a curated record. Lineage: Eukaryota; Metazoa; Arthropoda; Insecta; Diptera; Culicidae. Gene Ontology annotation, molecular function: 4 iron, 4 sulfur cluster binding; tRNA (N(6)-L-threonylcarbamoyladenosine(37)-C(2))-methylthiotransferase activity. Gene Ontology annotation, cellular component: endoplasmic reticulum. The transcript is spliced from 4 exons.
GAGCGUGUAAGUCAUUAGACGUCAAACGACUCGCAAUAAAAAAUACAGAAGUAACAGCAUUCGGUUUAUUCGCUGACACACUCUAUCACAUAUGGAGUUUAUCGAAGAUAUUGAAGAUUUGAUACAAUCACAAGACAUCACGCCGAAUGAACGCUAUGUCAACAGAAAAAAUGUCACAGUGAGGGCACGGCGUAUAACGAAAGCCAUAGAUGCAAAAUCUUGCAUAUCAACGGCACACGAGAAGAGCAUACUGGAAAAUGUUAUACCAGAAACUCAAAAGGUUUUCUUGAAAACAUGGGGUUGUGCUCAUAAUAAUUCGGAUAGUGAAUACAUGGCAGGACAACUCGAAUCAUAUGGUUACUGCAUAACGCAGGAUAAGGCAGAAGCGGACUUGUGGUUGCUUAACAGCUGCACAGUUAAAAACCCUUCGGAAGACACAUUUCGUAAUGACAUUCAGACAGCUGCACAUUUGGGUAAACAUGUAGUUCUGGCUGGUUGUGUGCCUCAAGCAGCACCAAAAUCUGAAUAUCUCCAAGAACUCAGCAUUGUCGGCGUUCAUCAGAUAGAUCGCGUGGCAGAAGUUGUGGAAGAAACGCUGAAAGGCCAUUCUGUGCGGCUGUUGCAAACAAAGAAGAUAAAUGGGAAAAAAGUGGCUGGACCAAAUUUAUCAUUGCCGAAAGUGAGAAAAAACCCAUUGAUUGAGAUAAUACCAAUCAACUCAGGUUGUUUAAACGCGUGUACUUACUGCAAAACUAAGUUUGCCCGCGCAGAUCUCGUUAGCUAUCUGCCCGAGGAGAUAGUCAGAAGAGCGGCUCAUGUUUUUACUGAGGGAGUGUGUGAGAUCUGGUUAACAUCGGAGGAUACCGGUACCUAUGGCAGAGACAUCGGAUUUUCACUACCAGAGUUGUUGUGGAAACUUAUUGAAGUGAUACCGGAAGGCUGCAUGCUCCGACUCGGAAUGACCAAUCCUCCGUAUAUACUGGAGCACUUGGAUGAAAUGGCUAAAAUUUUGACACAUCCGAAAGUGUACAGCUUCCUGCAUGUGCCUGUUCAAAGCGGCUCUGAUUCAGUACUAGCCGAUAUGAAAAGGGAAUAUUGUCGUGAAGAUUUUGAACGCAUUGUGGAUUUUUUGCGAAGUAGUGUUCCUGGAAUAACGAUUGCGACAGACAUAAUUUGUGGAUUUCCUACAGAAACAGAGACCGAUUUCGAGGAUACAAUGGCAUUAUGUAAAAAAUAUAAAUUUCCUAGUAUAUUUAUUAAUCAGUUUUAUCCCAGACCUGGAACGCCUGCUGCAAAAAUGCACAGGAUACCGGCUCAUUUGGUCAAGGUUCGCACCAAACGUCUGACAGAUUUCUUCUACAGCUAUAAUCCUUAUGCCACAAAGUACGAGGUCGGAGCUAUACAAACGAUUCUUAUUACGGAAAUAUCUCACGACAAAAAACAUUAUGUAGGACAUAACAAAUUCUACGAACAAUUUUUGUUACCUAUGAACGACGGUCUACUAGGGAAGUUGGUGAAGGUUAGAGUCGUAGCCAUCACAAAAUUCAGCAUGCUAGCAGAGAUAGCCCAAGACGAAAAGGACUGGAUCAAUUGUGCAAACUUACCCAAUGGAAACAUAAGCGAGAAGGCCAACGUAACUGAGAACAAUUUAGAUGCGAGAGUAAGCAAAUCUUACUGGACGUUAGCACUGUUAACCGUGAUAUCCUGUGGGAUAGCUCUUUUAUAUCGUUGUUACUUGCUUUCUUUUAGUUUUGAAUAAUGUACACUGUUCAAAAUAAAAAUGUUUUAUUCAUUUGAAA